CUGGGUCGUCGUCGCUGCUCCGCGGCGAGAGGGCGCGCCCCCCGCCCCCGCCCCCGCCCCCGCCCCGCCCCUCCGCUUCCUCCGGCUGCGGGCGCUGCUGCCGCUCGGCCGGCAGAGGAACUGGAGCGCGCCGGGAGGAGGCGGCCGCGGCGAUGGCAGGGAAGGAGUUGGAGCGGUGCCAGCGGCAGGCUGACGAGGUGACAGAAAUCAUGCUCAACAACUUCGACAAGGUCCUGGAGCGCGAUGGGAAGCUGGCGGACCUGGAGCAGCGUUCCCACCAACUCCUGGACAUGAGCUCAGCCUUCAGCAAGACGACCAAGAGCCUGGCCCAGGAGAAGCGCUGUGAGAACACCCAUUGCUGGAUUUGCCUGGGGCUGGCAGCGGGCGGUGGCCUCCUUGUGCUCCUGAUUGUGCUGCUGGCCGUCUUCCUUCCGAAGAGCGGGUAGGGCAGUGGCAUCCCGCAGGACAUCAGCACUGCCUCCGGGCCUGGGGACUGAGCCGGCUGGGCCUGGGGGACAGGCCAGUUGGCCACACCGGGCCGAUUCUGAUCUCCAGAGGACCCUGGCCUUCAUGCCCAUCUGAGACACCCCGGUGAGGUGGCCCCUCUGUGUCUCCCAUCCUGCCAGAGGCUGGCCCUGCAGGGCACCUUGCUGCACGGGCCAGGCCAGGCCGGCCCCACCCGGGGCUCAGUAAAGCUGCUGUUUGAUGAAAA
Messenger RNA from Choloepus didactylus (southern two-toed sloth), 712 nucleotides. It is a transcript of the gene VAMP5, whose product is annotated as vesicle associated membrane protein 5. Lineage: Eukaryota; Metazoa; Chordata; Mammalia; Pilosa; Megalonychidae. The transcript is spliced from 3 exons. Gene Ontology annotation, biological process: Golgi to plasma membrane protein transport. The record is from RefSeq and is a predicted model, not a curated record. The coding region runs from base 153 to 446 and encodes 97 amino acids. Gene Ontology annotation, cellular component: plasma membrane.